AUGACACCCUGGAAUAGACACCGCCACGUUCUCCACGGGGGGCUCACGAGCUUUCAAGAGUACCAGGAGCUUCACCGCGAAUCGAUCGAGAACUCGGGGGAGUUCUGGGGGCGAGAAGCGCGCGACCUCAUUUCCUUUCACCAAGACUUCACCGAGACCACGCGAGGCAGCUUGGAGGCGGGCGAUGCCACCUGGUUUACGGGGGGCCGCCUGAACGCGGCCUACAACUGCGUUGAUCGCCAUGCCGCAACAAAGCCCAACCAAGUGGCUAUCAUCUUCGAAGGUGAUGAGCCUGGGACUGGUCGCACGAUCACCUACGCCGAGCUCCAAACCGAGGUCUGUCGGGCCGCAGCCAUGCUCCGGGCAUUGGGGUUGCAGAAGGGAGACCGGGUGGUGAUAUACAUGGGGAUGAUCCCCGAGGUCAUCAUCGCGACGCUGGCCGUCGUGCGGCUGGGUGCCAUACACACCAUCAUCUACGACGGCUUCUCGGCUAAUGCUCUGGCCGGCCGAAUCCAGGAUCUGGAUGCAAGACUGGUCAUUACUGCCGACUACAGUCGACGGGGCGGCGUAUAUCUCCCGAUGAAGCCGGCGGUUGAUGAGGCGCUCCAGCAGUGUCCCCGGGUAGAAAGAAUGUUGGUCGUUCGCCACCAGCCGCAAACACAGCCCCUGGUAGCCUGGAACUCGGAGAGAGAUGUCUGGUGGCAUGACCUACUGGCCCAGACAGUCGUUGAUGCAGACUUAGCCCCGGAGUGGGUGGACGCUGAACACCCUCUCUUUGUGCUCUACACGUCCGGGUCAACUGGCAAGCCCAAGGGGCUGGUGCAUGUCACCGGAGGCUUUCUGGUCGGCAUCGCGGUGAUGGGCAAGUACAUGCUGGGGCUGCGAGAGGGCGAUGUGCUCUUCUGCACCGGCGAGGUGGGCUGGAUCACCGGCCUGCUCUGCGGGCUGUACACGCCGCUGCUCCUGGGCCGUACCACUGUCAUCUACGAAGGCAGUCCGAUAUAUCCCUCGCCGCUUCGUUACUGGGAGAUCUGCGAGCAAAACCGUGUCACCCAUUUCUACGCAGCUCCUACCGCGCUCCGGCUGCUGCGCAUGCUCUCGCCUCCGGGGGAGGUCCCGCUUCCGAUGACCCGGUUGCGUCUUCUUGGGUCUAUCGGGGAGCCUAUAGCUCCCGAAGUCUGGAGCUGGUAUCAUCGCAGCAUAGGCAAGGGCCGAGCUCACCUGCUCGACACCUACGGGCAGACCGAGACAGGGGCCUUCCUGAUGGCGCCCAUGGCCGGAGUCACACCAACCAAACCCGGAAGCUGUGCCUUUCCUAUCUUCGGCAUCGAUCCGGCUAUUAUUAGAGCCGAUGGCGAUGAGGAUGACGAGAACACGAGGGCCGGCGCGCUUGUGAUUCAGAAGCCCUGGCCGAGUCUCGCUCGUACAGUCUGGGGUGAUCACGAGAAGUUCAUGACCUCUUAUCUUCGACCCUAUCCUGGCUGUUAUUUCACCGGAGACGGCGCCCGCCAGGACCGCGACGAAUACUACUGGAUCACCGGACGUCUCGACGACGUGGUGAACGUAUCGGGCCAUCGUCUGUCGACCGCGGAGAUAGAAGCAGCUUUACUCGAGUUAGCCCUGGUGGCCGAGGUCGCUGCCGUAGGUGUCGAUGACGAGCUCACCGGCCAGGCCGUGGUGGUCUUCGCCGUACUCAAAAAGACGGCAGAGCCUCGGAAACCUCCGCGUGCAAGCGAGUUGACCAAACAAGUCGCUCUACGCAUCGGUUCAUUCGCCAAGCCGCGAGCUGUGCAUCUAGUUCCCGACCUUCCCAAGACUCGGUCAGGCAAGAUCCUCCGACGAGUGUUGCGCAAGAUCCUGGAGGGCGACUUGGCAGGGAUCGGGGAUACGUCUACCAUGCUCGCUCCGGAUGUCAUUCAAAGUGUGGUCAAGGUUGUUAAUCCGAGGACCUUUGCGCGCAGAUGAUGGAAUGUUGGUAAAUGCCUACGAUCUACGUGGGAGAUGAAUUUGUUUCACAAGGUGAAACGUAGUUGUUGGAACUAUGGAGUAGGGCUACUCGGUAGGAAUAUUAUAGACGACUUGAACUUGUGGG
This is a messenger RNA of Aspergillus homomorphus CBS 101889, 2092 nucleotides long. Its product is annotated as acetate--CoA ligase. Gene Ontology annotation, molecular function: AMP binding; acetyl-CoA synthetase activity. Lineage: Eukaryota; Fungi; Ascomycota; Eurotiomycetes; Eurotiales; Aspergillaceae. Gene Ontology annotation, cellular component: cytosol. Bases 1 to 1965 code for a protein of 654 amino acids. The record is from RefSeq and is a predicted model, not a curated record. The transcript is spliced from 3 exons.